Salvia hispanica is the source of this 1399-nucleotide messenger RNA. It is a transcript of the gene LOV1, whose product is annotated as NAC domain containing protein 35. The record is from RefSeq and is a predicted model, not a curated record. Gene Ontology annotation, biological process: regulation of DNA-templated transcription. Gene Ontology annotation, molecular function: DNA binding. Lineage: Eukaryota; Viridiplantae; Streptophyta; Magnoliopsida; Lamiales; Lamiaceae.
CAUUUCCAUUUCCUUAGAGAGAGAGAAAGAGAAAAGAAAGAUAUUAUACCUAUUCUUGAAAUCCUACAAUUUUUCACUCUCUUAAUCCUUUCAAAGACCUACACCUUAAAUAAGACAACUUUGCACAAUCCAAAUUGUGUGUGUAAAGAUUGUAUUAUACACUCAAAAACAAGAAAAACAUCAUAAUCAUUGAGCAAAGAUGCAUAGGGUUUGGGCAUAGUUUUAUGGCCAUUGGCGCAGUCAUGAACAAUCAAGAAGACAAUAGAAGCAAGCAAGAUGAGCACGAAAACGACGUCGUGAUGCCGGGCUUCCGCUUCCACCCGACCGAGGAAGAGCUCGUGGAGUUCUACCUCCGCCGUAAGGUGGAGGGCAAGCGCUUCAACGUCGAACUCAUCACUUUUCUUGACCUCUACCGCUACGACCCUUGGGAACUUCCCGCGCUGGCGGCUAUAGGGGAGAAAGAGUGGUACUUCUAUGUGCCGAGGGAUAGGAAGUAUAGGAACGGAGACCGGCCCAAUCGCGUGACGACAUCUGGCUACUGGAAGGCCACCGGCGCAGAUCGCAUGAUCCGAAGCGAGAAUCUCCGAUCCAUCGGCCUCAAGAAAACCCUCGUUUUCUACUCCGGGAAAGCCCCAAAAGGCAUCCGUACAAGCUGGAUCAUGAACGAAUACCGCCUUCCCCAUCACGACACCGAGCGUCUACAGAAGGCGGAGAUUUCGCUUUGCCGCGUGUACAAAAGGGCGGGAGUGGAAGACCACCCAUCCCUGCCGCGAUGCCUCCCUACGAAGGCGGCGGCGUCGUCUUCGUCGUCGAGAGGAUCGCGGAAGCAGCAGCCGGAGACGUCGAGGUACAUCUUCCAAGCGAACGCGGAUGGAAAAUUGGGGGAAACGAGCCCUACGAGCAGCACGGACAUCGGCACCUCGCUCGCGCUCUCGCACUACACAAUCAAUCAUCCGUUGCCUCCGAUCGCCGUCGACGGCCGAUCGAAGCAGCCUUGCCCGACGGAGAUCUUCGCCGCGGCGUCCAACUCCAACGCGAUCGACGAUCUCCACAAACUCGUUCAUAAUUACUCAUCGUCGAUCGGCCACUACAAUCCGGCUAGUGCGCCGAAUCUGGUCGCGGAUUUCACGGCUCUGCAGCCGCAGGCGGCGGCGCAUGGCGUGGUUCCGGCGGCGGCGGCGUAUUCGGAUCGGUUGUGGGAGUGGGGUGCGAUAUCGGAAUCGGAAUCGGAGGCGGGGAAGGACUUGAGCAAUCUGUUCAAGUAACUUUAACUGUUAUGAUUAGUAUGCACAUAUAAAUAUGACUGCUGAUGCUGAUUUUAUGUGGAUUGAGUUCUUCGUUUCCAUGAAACCUACUUACUUAUUUGCAGUGGUAAUAUAUAUAUUUAUGAUUUCGUUUU